Messenger RNA from Caenorhabditis remanei, 324 nucleotides. RefSeq lists its product as uncharacterized. The transcript is spliced from 3 exons. Lineage: Eukaryota; Metazoa; Nematoda; Chromadorea; Rhabditida; Rhabditidae. The record is from RefSeq and is a predicted model, not a curated record. The coding region runs from base 1 to 324 and encodes 107 amino acids.
AUGACUCCGAAUAUUCCCCGACAAGAAGAAUUUAUUGAUUCUCGAUAUCCCGAUGCUGAACGAAUCCUUGACCAGAUGGUUGAGAUUGCACCAGUGUUGAUUGAUCCCAAUGCCUCAAACGAAGACGUUCUGGAUGCAUGUGUUGCCAUCAGAGAAUUGAACCAACAGCUCAUGAACUUCGAUGAGCACCGAGCAUUUGCUCUGGAAUUUGAGCAAGUUUUGAUUCGAAUGGUAGUCCGGCUCGAAAGAGCAAUUGCCGCAGCGGAGGGAGAAGCCGGAAAUAUAAGUGUUGGUUUUGUAUGCUGGUACAGCAUAAAACAAUAG